AUGACUGCCGACAAGUCCAAAGACUCGGAACCUCGGCCAUCCGACAUUGCACCUGGUGCAAAGGAUACCGCAAACAUCUCAGUCCAUAAUGGCAAGAUGGACGACGACGAGACUCGUGACCAGGCAGCCAAGUUCAUUGCUGCCCACGCCGACUACCCUCCGAUGACUCCUGAGAUGGAAAAGAAAAUCAAGCGAAAGAUUGAUGCAUGGCUCAUCCCAUUGGGUCUCUUCACAACCACCCUGGCUGCUGUUGACAAGGUUCAGCUGUCCACUGCGGCCCUGUAUGACUUCCUCGAGAAUAACAAACUCACCGGCUCCGAGUUCAGCUGGCUAGGAAGUAUCCUGUCUGUGGGCCAACUCCUAGGUCUCUUCCUUACACCAUACGUUCUUCAGCGUGUUCCACCCGGAAGGCUUCUUUGCUUUGGUGGUUUGAUCUGGUCGGGUCUGACACUAAUAUACGCUGCUUGCCACACCUGGGGUGCUUUCAUGGCGCUUCGGUUCCUCCUGGGUCUAGCUGAAGCAGUCAUCUUUCCAUCUUUGACUCUCAUUGUCCAGUCUUUCUACACCAAGGCCGAACAGCCUUCUCGCAACGCAAUCAUGUUUGCCUACUUCUCCUCCAUCUUCAAUGGCUUCUUCGCCUAUCUCGUCGGCCGAAUUCCCACAAGCGCCCCUCUCGCUCGAUGGCAAUAUCUCUAUCUUCUGACUGGAACCAUCAACGUGCUCUGGUCUAUUUUCCUCUACUUUACACUUCCCGACAACCCGAUGAACGCGAAAUUCCUCACCGAAGAAGAAAAAUACUACGCCACCACUCGUCUAGCCGAUAAUCGUACCGGAAUUGCAACGCAGGAUACAAAGUGGAAGUGGGAUCAGGCGCUCGAGGCUAUUCUAGAUAUCAAGGUCUGGCUUGUCUUCUUCUUCAAUAUCGCCAUCAACAUUCCCAACGGUGGCCUGGUGACGUUCGGCUCCAUCAUCAUCAAGAACCUCGGAUUCACAUCCCUGGAGGCCAGUCUCCUGACCAUGCCAUUUGGACUGUUCUGUACGUUCGGCGCUUGGGUCUUCAGCACAUUCGCGGGCAAGUGGACGAACCGCCGCACAAUCGUGGCUUCAAUCGCUUGUCUGUGUCCUCUGCUUGGAACAGCCAUGGUCUACGGAAUCCCCAGGAGCGUUAUCCCUGCGCAAAUGGUCGGGUUGUAUCUCAUGUACCUUUACUGGCCCCCCUAUGUUGUCUUCAUCUCCCUCCCACAGGCCAACACUGGAGGAAGAACCAAGAAGGCCGUCGUCUUCGCCAUAGUCAACAUCGGAUACGCGGCCGGAAACUUGAUCGGUCCCCAGACAUUCCGGGCAAAUCAGGCCCCGCAAUACACCGGAGGCGUGAUUGCUAUGCUCAGCUGCUUCUGUGCUGCCAUUUUGAUUGCUUUAACCUACCUGGCUGUCUGCAUGUUUGAGAACCGCCGCCGUGACCGCCUUUACGGCAAGCCAGAGCACGUGCAGGAGGGUAGCGGUGAGGGAUUCGGUGAUAUCACGGAUGGGAAGCAGAAGGAGUCGUUCAGGUAUACGCACUAA
Messenger RNA from Clonostachys byssicola, 1563 nucleotides. NCBI's taxonomy places the organism in Eukaryota, Fungi, Ascomycota, Sordariomycetes, Hypocreales, Bionectriaceae. The record is from the annotation of a GenBank genome assembly.